ACCGUCUCGCUGCUGCUUUGCUUAUUGUGGAUCCGCUCACCUCAUUGCUAACUGGGAACUUUUAUAUUUAAACUUCUUUAUUCUUUUUAAUUUUCCGCUUCCAUUUCUUUACCCUUGGGUCUCUAUACAUGCUGAGCGCUGCUCUACUGCUGCUGUCUCACUCACACUUCUGCUCUCCAUCCCACACACCCACCAACGCUCUCUCACACUUACGGUACUGUAUCUGCCCCCCCCCCCCAUCAACCUGUUUCCUUCCUCUGUUGCAAACCACAAACUUUAUGCCCUGUUUGUGCUCUCAGGCUGAUCACCUUUCUCACUGGGUCUCUCUCGCUGGCAGAAUGAGGCAUCUUCUCUUGGGACUUGCUCUGCUCCAAGAGUUAUGCGUCUGCCUGGGAUAUAACCUUGCAACGUCUGCUGAGAAGGAGUUCUCUGGCCAGUCCAGCGGGCAGUUUGGGUACAGAGUGAGACAGUUCCACACAACCCAAGGAGAGAGGAUCCUAGUGGGAGAUCCAGGGUCAGGACAGAUAUACGCCUGUGAUGUCGAUAGUGAAUCAUGUGAUGUCAUCAUAGGGGCCAACAAAACGGAUGCCUCCAACCUUGGUCUGACAUUGGAAGUAGAUCCAUCCCACAACAAAAGUAUUGUGUGUGGUCCUGGCAAACCCAGAGAUUGUUACCAGACGCCCUACACGAAUGGGGAAUGUUACAUGAUUGACUCCAGUCUGGCCACAUCCAAAGAACUCAACCCCGGCCACCAAGAUUGCCAGAAAGCCGAGGUGGAUCUGUGCUUCAUGGUAGAUGGUUCCAGCAGCAUGGGGGAGAUAGAGGUCAAUAUCGUAAAGGAAUUCAUGAAAAACGUUAUAAAGAGCCUGGAGAAUGAAACCAGUGUGCAUUUUGCCGCCAUCCAGUUCUCAACACACCCAAAGACAGAAUUUACAUUCGCUGAUUUCCAGAAAGAUCGGAAUCCUGAUGUUCUUCUGGCUAAUUAUAGGCUUUUGAAGGGCUUCACCAAUACCUACAAGGCCAUUCAGUACACACUAGACCAUAUAUUUACAGAACAAAAUGGCUCCCGGCCCAGCGCUAAGAAGGUUCUCGUGAUUCUCGCAGAUGGUGAAAGCACAGACGAUGACACUACAAAGGCAAUAGAGAAGGCCGAUAAGGCUCGAGUGUCUCGCUACAUCAUUGGGGUAGGUCAGAAUUUUAAAACCGAAGACUUGGAAGCAUUUGUUUCCUGGCCUGCAAAGGAACACACAAGGACCAUUGAGAAAUUUGAUGCACAGCAACUGACUAUACUCUUUGCGGAACUGCAGCGCAAGAUUCUUUCUAUUGAAGGUGCAGGUCAGGGGACGAAAUUUAAGCGGGAAUUUUCAUCCGCCGGUCUCAGCUCUGCGGUGCUCCAGGACAUGGUCAUGCUGGGUGAUCCUGGAGUCUAUGGGUGGUCUGGAGGAUUGCUGGAACUCGAACUCUCUCACAAAGAACUAUUCAUCAACAUGAGCCAAGAAGAUGGCAGACAUUUUGGAUACCUGGGUUACUCUGUGAAAUUCCUACGAGCACCGGGGAGAGUUUUCUGCGUGGCAGGGGCCCCCAGAUACCAAUACCAUGGACAGGUGACAUUACUAGAGAAAUCCAUGAGUGAGACAGGAUGGGAGGAGAUAGAUGGAGUGUAUGGAGAACAGUUAGGAUCAUACUUUGGCGCAGAAAUAGCCGUCUCUGACCUUGACCAAGAUGGCUUCUCCGACCUUGUGUUGAUCUCAGCCCCUCACUACCAGGAAGAGAGAAGGGGAGGGCGUGUGUAUGUCUAUAUCUUCACAAAUGGUUCCCUCCAAAGCUCUGGCAUUCUCCUUGGGGAUGUCGGCCACCCAUUUGCACAGUUCGGUGCCGCCGUGUCAGCAAUGGGAGACCUGGAUGGAGAUGGUCUCUGCGAGGUGGCAGUGGGAGCACCAUAUGAGACUGAAGGCAGAGGAGCAGUCUAUAUAUUCAAAGGCAAAAACACUGGGAUUCAAAAAGCAUACAUCCAGCGAUUGGUGGCUCCUCCAGGGAAAAGAGGCUUUGGUUUGUCCAUCGACGGUGUGCUCGACAUGACGAGGGAUGGCCUUAUAGAUCUCGCCGUCGGAUCAUGGAAUAAUGUCACCCUCCACAGGUCCAAACCACUUUUCAAUGUAACGGUGAAGAUGACAUUUGACCCUCCAGAAAUCCCCACCCGUCAUUUGGAAAGUACCAAGUGUGAGAGCAAAGUGACGCUGCAGGCUUGUGUGCACCUCACAAGACUUACACCUCAAUAUACAAACCCCGUGAGUGUUUCUCUUGAGUGCGAUCUUUCUCUGGAAGUGGGGCGCGUCUUGAGUCGGGUCUCUUUCGAGAGCCAAGAUAGAGAAGUCAAUACAACGUUUAGUUUGAAAAGCGAAGGUUGGCAAUGCCAGAAUUUCACCCUCUUCCUAACAGACUGUUCCAUGGAAGAUAUCAGCCCAGUUCAAGUGCUUAUGAAUGUCUCUCAGAUAGAAGACGGCUCUCAAUGGGUUUUAUCACAAUUCAGCAACCUUAAAGAUGUUUCCCAGCUCCCCCUUCAGGUAUGCGGCGGCAGUGACGUCUGCACUCCCAAUCUCGUUGUGCGCUUCCAUAGUGUCAAGCCAUUGGUUGUACAGAAAGUUGAUUUAUAUUCAUUGCAACUGCAGUUGCAGAACUUGGGCGAGAUUGCUCUCGGGGUCAGCCUCAACAUCACCUGUCCACCUGGACUGUCCUACAGCAAGAGUAACGUCACCGAGUCUUCAAGGAGGACCCUUUUGAGUUGCAAGGAGUCUGAGGCACAAAAUCUAAUCUGUAACUUUAGCCCAUCUUCAAUGAAAUACAAAGAAUGGGUUAAGAUUCAGAUUAUGUUUCAUAUUAUCACCAGCGUGCCCUGGCCAAGUCAAAUACAGAUUGAAGCAACUGCAAUGAGUAAUAACCAGGAAAAUGAGACCUCAAACAGCAGCACAACCAUUCAAGUCCUGUAUCCAAUUGAUAUCUUCACUAAAAGUCUGGACAAUUCCACAAAAUAUGUAGAAUUCACCACACAUGACCAAAGCAUCAAUGUGACCCACCACUACCAGAUCCAGAACUUACAGCUCAGUAACGUCCCAACCAAGGUGACCAUUUCUGUGGUGACGCCAGGACAGCUGCCCCAUGGCCUACGGUGGGACGUAAAAAGUGUCUCCGUGGGCCAGGAUAUUGUUUGUGAUCCCAAGACUCCAAACUGGACAACUUCAAAGGUUCCACAAUCUGCCUCAGAUAAGAUAUUUGAGUGUGAGGUGGGAAAUCUGACCUCUAUCGGCAUACGAGUCAUGGGAAAGCUAAACAUUACUCAACCAUGGAAGGUACCCACUACUGUGAGUGUGAACAGUUCCGUGGCCGUCCAGUACAAUAUGAGUGUGUUUCACAGUAAAAUGGGUGAGACCUUCCACAGAUCACAGAUAAUCACCCUAGUGGGACUCGUGGUGCUUCCUAACCAGCUUCCCUACACCAUUGGGGGCAGUAUUGGGGGAGUAGUCGCACUUAUUAUCAUCAUUGUCAUUCUGUACAAGUGCGGCUUCUUUAAAAGCUACAAGGAACGGAUGCAGGAGAAUAAUGCAGACGGCACAGACUGCACAGAAGCUGAGGGAGAACCCCAGGAGUCCCUUACCUCACAGACUGCUCUCCAGGAUUAACGUCCACUACUGCCACCCCAGGCUGACACUUGCACUGGCAUUACAGUACCACCACUCACCACUAGGGGCAAAUAUACCCAAAACAUUCACAGAAAGCAUGGAUGUUAGGGCUGUUAUAUGUUCCUUUGGCGCCCCCUACUUGCAAACUACAGCCAUUAGAAGAUGGUGAAUGUCACAAUCCUACUUGAAGGCUCAUAAAGCCCCAACCCAAUAUUAUUUGGCCUGGACACUCACCAUCUUCCCCACUUGUGCCACUUACUCCUCACCCCGGCUCUCAUUACCCCGGUUUGCUUGGCCCCCUGAUAUCACUGUGCCCCCCAACUGUGCCCAAGGCACCCCUAGUUCUGGCCCUGGUUUGAUGGCUCCCACAUUGCUGAGGAGAAGGGGUCAGAACAAACAGAUAUAAAUAUCCGGCAAUACAAAGCCCACGGGCAGCCAUAUUUCUCCCACAUAGAUGGCUCAUUGCGAAGGCUCUGACCUGCUUGACGGUGGGAAGGAUGAUGGGAAUGGCGGCGGUACAACUGACUGGUGGGAAGGAUGAUGGGAAUGGCGGCGGUACAACUGGCUGGUGGGAAGGAUGAUGGGAAUGGCGGCGGUACAACUGACUGGUGGGAAGGAUGAUGGGAAUGGCGGCGGUACAACUGACUGGUGGGAAGGAUGAUGGGAAUGGCGGCGGUACAACUGGCUGGUGGGAAGGAUGAUGGGAAUGGCGGCGGUACAACUGACUGGUGGGAAGGAUGAUGGGAAUGGCGGCGGUACAACUGGCUGGUGGGAAGGAUGAUGGGAAUGGCGGCGGUACAACUGGCGGAGUAAAUAAUAAUAAAGGAGACAGAAUAGAAUCUUAGUGUAAAUAUUAGGAAAUUAAGAAUUCUUGUUUUGCUGGGUGUGACACCAUUUUUAUUUUUUGUAAAUGUUUUUUUUAAUUAAAAAAAUAACUUUUUUUAAAGAUA
Messenger RNA from Xenopus tropicalis (tropical clawed frog), 4627 nucleotides. It is a transcript of the gene itgal, whose product is annotated as integrin subunit alpha L. Gene Ontology annotation, biological process: cell adhesion. Gene Ontology annotation, cellular component: integrin complex; membrane. The coding region runs from base 129 to 3677 and encodes 1182 amino acids. The transcript has 30 exons. The record is from RefSeq and is a predicted model, not a curated record. NCBI's taxonomy places the organism in Eukaryota, Metazoa, Chordata, Amphibia, Anura, Pipidae.